Vicia faba (fava bean) is the source of this 900-nucleotide messenger RNA. NCBI's taxonomy places the organism in Eukaryota, Viridiplantae, Streptophyta, Magnoliopsida, Fabales, Fabaceae. The record is from the annotation of a GenBank genome assembly.
AUGGAAUUGAUUAAGUUUGAACGUUGUUCUUCUCUUUUGAGAUUGGCGUUACCAACAACAAUCAAUAAACCAUUUACUGCAACUACAGGUCGUAAAUUCUGCUUAAACAAAAAUCGAUUAUCUGUUGCAAAAUCAAGCUCAAGGAGGUUAAUUCUCUGCUCUGCACUUCCCGCUCAAGAGAAGGACUCUGAUGUUGUUGUCAAAGAAAGAAGCGUUUCAGUUGUCUUACUUGCUGGAGGCAAGGGGAAGAGGAUGGGAGCUACCAUGCCAAAGCAGUAUCUUCCUCUGUUGGGUCAACCCAUUGCACUUUAUAGUUUCUUGACUUUUUCUCGCAUGCCUGAAGUCAAAGAAAUCGUUGUUGUUUGUGAUCCUUCCUACAGGGACAUUUUUGAAGAUGUGAAAGGAAAUUGCCAAGCAGAACUCAAAUUUGCACUGCCAGGAAAAGAAAGACAGGAUUCUGUUUACAAUGGAUUUCAGGUUAUUGAUUCUAACUCUGAGCUUGUUUGCGUCCAUGAUUCUGCAAGACCUUUAGUGCUACAAGGAGAUGUGAAUAAGGUCCUUAAAGAUGGAUUGUUGAAUGGAGCUGCUGUUCUCGGUGUUCCUUCGAAGGCCACAAUCAAAGAGGCAAACGCUGAUUCAUUUGUGGUUAGAACACUGGACAGAAAAACGCUAUGGGAGAUGCAGACCCCACAGGUUAUCAAACCCGAGUUGCUGAGGAAAGGCUUUGAGCUUGUAAAUAGAGAAGGUCUUGAAGUUACCGAUGAUGUGUCCAUUGUGGAGCACCUUAAACAGCCUGUUUAUAUCACUGAAGGAUCUUAUACCAACAUCAAGGUGACUACGCCUGAUGAUUUAUUACUGGCAGAGAGAAUAUUGAAUAUAAAUUCUGGGGAAAGUUCUUAA